GUCCGGGGUCCUUCCGCGUUGCCCCGCGAGUCCGGAGCCAGGCCGGGUUGCCAAGCAACCGGUAAACGCCGCCGUUUGAGAAGCACUAGAGCGGGGACCGUGGAUUGGGCGCUUUCCCAGAGACCCAGAAGCAGGAGGAGCGGACCCAGGCAGCCGGCACCAUGGAGAUUGUGUACGUGUACGUCAAGAAGCGCAGCGAGUUCGGGAAGCAGUGCAAUUUCUCGGACCGCCAGGCUGAGCUGAACAUCGACAUCAUGCCCAACCCUGAGCUGGCCGAGCAGUUCGUGGAGCGGAACCCAGUGGACACGGGCAUCCAGUGUUCGGUCAGCAUGUCGGAACAUGAGGCCAACACAGAGCGGUUUGAGAUGGAGACCCGGGGAGUUAACCAUGUCGAGGGGGGCUGGCCCAAGGACGUGAACCCCCUGGAGCUGGAGCAGACCAUCCGUUUCCGGAAGAAGGUGGAGAAAGAUGAGAACUACGUGAACGCCAUCAUGCAGCUCGGCUCUAUCAUGGAGCACUGCAUCAAGCAGAACAAUGCCAUUGACAUCUAUGAAGAGUAUUUCAAUGAUGAGGAGGCCGUGGAAGUGAUGGAGGAGGCCCCUUCAGCUAAAACCAUCAAUGUUUUCAGGUAUUGCUGCAUGCCCUGGUGGGAUAUUUUUUUUUUCUGCUUUAUAGAAAACCCCAAUAAGCCUGAACUUGCUCUGAAGCCAUCAUCUCCACUCGUUACCUUGGAGUUCAACCCCAAAGAUUCCCACGUGCUCCUGGGUGGCUGCUACAAUGGACAGAUAGCCUGCUGGGACACCCGAAAGGGCAGCCUGGUGGCGGAGCUAUCCACCAUUGAGUUCAGCCACCGAGACCCUGUGUAUGGCACCAUCUGGCUGCAGUCGAAGACGGGCACCGAGUGCUUCUCAGCAUCCACGGAUGGGCAGGUCAUGUGGUGGGACAUCCGAAAGAUGAGUGAGCCCACUGAGGUUGUGAUCAUGGACAUCACCAAAAAGGAGCAGUUGGAAAAUGCCUUGGGGGCCAUCUCCCUGGAGUUCGAAUCUACUUUGCCCACGAAGUUCAUGGUGGGGACUGAGCAGGGCAUCAUCAUCUCCUGCAACCGCAAGGCCAAGACAUCAGCUGAGAAGAUCGUGUGCACCUUCCCGGGCCAUCAUGGCCCCAUCUACGCCCUCCAGAGAAACCCCUUUUACCCGAAGAACUUCCUGACAGUUGGUGACUGGACAGCCCGCAUCUGGUCUGAAGACAGCCGGGAAUCGUGCAUCAUGUGGACCAAGUACCACAUGGCUUACCUCACUGAUGCCGCCUGGAGCCCCAUAAGGCCGGCCGUUUUCUUUACCACCAAGAUGGACGGAACCCUGGACAUCUGGGACUUUGUGUUCAAGCAGUGCGACCCCGCCCUCAGCCUGAAGGUGUGUGACGAGGCCCUCUUCUGCCUCCGGGUGCAGGACAAUGGGUGUUUCAUUGCCUGCGGAUCCCAGCUGGGGACAACCACCCUGCUGGAGGUCUCGCCUGGGCUCUCUACCCUCCAGAGGAAUGAGAAGAACGUAGCCUCUUCCAUGUUUGAGCGUGAGACCCGGCGAGAGAAGAUCCUGGAGGCCAGGCACCGGGAGAUGCGGCUGAAGGAGAAGGGCAAGGCGGAGGGCAGGGACGAGGAGCAGACGGACGAGGAUCUGGACAUAGACCUGGAGGCGCUGGUCAGCAAGGCUGAGGAGGAGUUCUUCGACAUCAUCUUCGCAGAGCUGAAGAAGAAGGAGGCAGACGCCAUAAAGCUGACGCCAAUGCCUCAGCAACCAAGUCCAGAGGAAGACCAGGCAGUGGAGGAGGGAGAGGAAGCCGCGGGGGAAGGAAAGAGUGAAGAAGUGGAAGAAGAUUUAGCCUAGAAGUCAGCCUUUGACUACGGCGCUGUUCCUGUGUGCCUUCCUUUCCCACCUCUUGACCCUCAACCAGACUUGCAUGGCCAUGGCAGGGCCUCAGGAAGACCUUCGGGAGCGGGGAAGGGUUUCUCCUCCAUGAUCGACCCUCCUCGUCCACCUACAAAUCAGGGAAGUCUGUCCACUUUGAAAAUGCCUUUCCAGGCAGUUCCCUGACCAUCUGGACACAUUAUCACGACAGGAGCCUCCAAGUGUAUGGGAGGGGACGGGUGGGACGAGCUUGGCUGUUCUGCUGCAACUGAAUGCUUUCUGUUAUCCGAAUUCUUGUAAAAUUAAAUGAAUCAUAACAAUGCCA
Molecule: messenger RNA, 2229 nt
Organism: Cercocebus atys (sooty mangabey)
Lineage: Eukaryota; Metazoa; Chordata; Mammalia; Primates; Cercopithecidae
Gene: DNAI2
Product: dynein, axonemal, intermediate chain 2
Exons: 14
Coding region: 162-1883 (573 amino acids)
Biological process (GO): outer dynein arm assembly; cilium movement
Cellular component (GO): outer dynein arm
Molecular function (GO): dynein heavy chain binding; dynein light chain binding
Source: RefSeq, a predicted model, not a curated record